GCUACUCGUUAUCGAUAAACGAAAUAUAUAAACAGCCACUGACCUGUCCUAGGACCCUAUUGUUCUGAGACCCCGUCAGACUACGAAAACAUGGAAUUCGACAUUAGGAAUAUUGGCUUCGAGGAGAACGAGUGGAGUGUCACGAAGGCCAUCUCUGAUGUGCUGCAUACAUACCCAGGUCCUUUUGUGUCUGACCCAACCCAGCGCCCACUCAACUUCAAAGUUACACUCAACAAGGGUCACAGUGGCGUUCGCAACGACGGCUCUGGCACACUCACAUUACCCUCUCGAGACUUUGGCCGGCAGUUUAUCAAAUGGCAAAAGGAUUCAGAAUGCAAUCGCAUACGAGUUAGCGGCGUUCCCCUCAAGUUUUUCCCCAACAAGACCAUUGUUGGGCGAGGACUUAUGAUGACUUUGGAGAAGGCCCCAUACAUCGACCCGACUAUAGACCAGGAGCGACAGCAAAGGAUAUGGGCUCUGUAUCCUGCAUUUCGAAUAGCAACACUUCAAAUAGGUACAUAUUAUCGCAAAUACACAUCUUCACCCACGGCUCCUCGUGCAUUCUCUAUCGAAUGGGAACGGCAUUACACAAAGCAAGGCCUUGCUUGGUUAAGCUUCAACUACGAUCACAAGGCAUUCCACAUCAAGCUCGGUGAUCCUAUGAAGCAUGUCGUUGAACACAAUGUAACAGUGAAGUUCUCUAGUAUCAACAAACUGGCUAUUGGGUAUGAUUACGGAAAUCAAUUUAUUUGUUUCGAUUUGUUGACACCGCCAGAUUUUGAAGAAACAGACAUUCACAGAUCGUCCGAAGGGGACGAAAAAAAGGCUAAUGAUAAGACUCGCCGCCGUGUUAGCGCUUUGCAUCCUGGUCAUGCAGCCAUUGCUCCCUAUGCUCAUCAUCUUCGCGUUAUUCUGUCAGAAGAUGGCGACUUAGAACGAUUCGAACAGUUCUGCAGAGUGGCAGAACUCAGACGCCCGAUCAAGGGCGUUAAUAUUGAAGCUAGUGGGCAGGCUUUUUUUUCGAGCAAAUAUAUCGCCAAGGUGAACAGAUGGCUCCGAGGACUAGAUUGGCUUGUGGCAUUUCAAGUGGAGGCUCUUCUUCAUAAUGGUCUUUUAAGCACGGUGGAACUUGACGAUCUUCGUGCACCUAUCGAUAGACUUGUUCAGGAGCAUCGAAAGCUUGCCGGAGAGAUACUCCGCUAUUUCACCGAAGCACUUGCCUCGCGUUCCCCGAACGAGACACCUAGGCAAUGUUUUGACCUGGUGCGACACAGUAAACUGAAAUCAAAGCUACGCACUUCCCCACAAGGCCGAUUUUUUUGUCAUCAUGUUACGUUUACGCCGACACGUAUGCUAUUAGAGGGUCCUUACAUCAUUCAGUCCAAUCGAGUUAUUCGGAACUAUGAAGGUUAUGAAGAUCACUUCAUUCGCGUGGAUUUCCGCGAUGAAGAUCGCCUCAAUUAUCGAUGGAAUCGUGAACUUGACGCAUUGGCAUUUCUCGAACCCCGCGUAGGCGGCAUUCUGAAAAACGGGUUCGAGCUUGCAGGAAGAGAUUUUGAAUUCUUGGCGUAUUCCUCGUCAGCAUUGCGUGAGCACGCUGUAUGGUUCGUGAAUCCCUUCAGCCAUCCAACAGAAGGAUGGGUGACAUCUGAAAGCAUAAGAAGUGGCCUUGGCGAUUUCUCGGGUGUGAUUUUCCAUCCUUCCAAAUACGCAGCUCGCAUGGCACAAGCCUUUUCUGCAACUGACCCGUCUGUCAAAAUCCAUAAAUCUCAAUGGCGAGAAAUUCCUGACCUGGGAGAUGAAACAACAUGUUUCACGGAUGGUGUUGGGACUAUUUCAAGGGAAUUAGGCGAUAUGAUUUGGGGAGCGCUAUGUGAAGCUCGACGAGAUCAUGGGGAACAUACCAUCAAGCCUUCAGCGUAUCAGAUUCGUUUCUUAGGAUACAAAGGGAUGGUUGCCAUCGAUGCACAAUUAACGGGCGUCCAGAUGUGUUUGCGUCCUUCCAUGAACAAGUUCUUAGGAAAAGAAACAGAAUAUGCUGAAAUUGAGAUUGCCCGCGCAUUUGAAAGGCCAAAUCUGCCUCACCUCAAUAGGCCUUUGGUUAUGGUUUUAGAGGAUCGUGGAGCUAAGAGAGAUAGCUUUGUAAAACUUCAGGACGAAGUUAUAGCCGAGACAAGGAUGGCGAACGACUCGAUCGAGCGCUUCCGCAGCCUUUUGGAAGAACAUAACUUGGGCCACAAUUUCCGUCUAUCUCCAAUUCUCCAGCAACUCAAUGCUUUGGGUCUGGAACUCAAAGCAGAUCAAACUAAAGAGGCCAUGGACAGUCCUUUCUUGGCUCAAACACGAUCAUGCGCUAUCAACCAUGUCUUACGCAGCGUGAAGCACGAAGCACGAAUACAAAUACCCAAAAGCUAUAUGCUUGUAGGAGUCGCUGAUGAGGGUCCCGCAUAUGUCAAUGCUGGCCGAGACAACGUUUUCUGCCUUCCUGAAGGCAAAAUUUAUGCUUGCGUUCAAAAACCAGGGGACAUGGAGCCAAUCUGGCUAGAAGGGCUUUGUGUCAUAUCAAGGAGUCCUGUCAUUCAUCCGGGCGAUGUUCAGCGUGUAUAUGCCAUUGGUAAACCACCGGCGAACAAGUUAUGUCUAUUUUCUCACUUGAAAAACGUUGUGGUAUUACCCUCCGUUGGUGCCCGCUCACUAGCUUCAUGUCUUGGUGGUGGUGACUUGGACGGAGAUCUUUAUGAAGUUAUACAGCACAGUCCAUUCCUAGUUACUGAGCACCAUGACCCUGCGGAAUACCCUGCGGGAAGCAUAUUUACACUCGACAGGCCUAGCACUAUUGAGGAUGUCUGUGACUUCGUGGUGGAAUAUAUUCAUUCAGACGUUGUGGGUCUCGUCUCUGACAAGCACAUCGUGAUUGCAGAUCAAUCCAAGCAUGGCACCCUAGAUCAAAAUUGUCUCAAGCUCAGUGCAUUGCACAGUCAAGCUGUUGAUUAUCCAAAGAACGGCAUCAAGGUUGACAUAUCAUUUCUCCCUCGCUCACUCAUCCCAUACAAGCCCGAUUGGCAUGCUGCGGAAGUGGAUUCACCCCGAAAGACAGACUAUUACGAGUCCAGUCGCGCUCUUGGCUACCUAUACCGGAAUAUCACACUUGAAGAUCUUCCUACUUCGGUCCCGCGCAAACCGUAUGAACCCCUAGACGACCCUAUCUCGAAGGUUCUCAAGCCUCGUGUGAAACGGCAAACACCUGGAUACACUGACCCAGACGGCGAAAGUAGCGAGAUGGAAACUAUAUUCCAGACAUACAGAGAUGAGCUCAAUUAUAUCUCCGUGACACACUCCCUUACGAAUAUUCCUGGCGCUCGCCUACGCGAAGAUGAAAUUGUCGUUGGUACUAUCCUGUCUAAAUGCUCCCAAAAAAGAUGGAGGAGCGACCGCAUGUAUCGCAUGAAGGCACACGCCUCAUUCCUUGCACAUGAGACAAGGCGCGACAUACGACUAUUGGAUACUUUGGAGGACGCGUCCGAAGGUGAUAUACGAAAAGCUCUCUUACGAGCUUGGACGGCUUGGGAUCUCAGCCUGAGGAAAAGUGACCCCGGACCUGAUGAAGCCCAUUGUUUUGGUGCACAUAGUUUUGGGCUUAUUGCUUUGGGUAUCGUACUAGAUUGUCUUGAGAAACUUGGCAGCCUAUAA
Messenger RNA from Serpula lacrymans var. lacrymans S7.9, 3690 nucleotides. RefSeq lists its product as uncharacterized. Gene Ontology annotation, biological process: siRNA processing. Bases 91 to 3690 code for a protein of 1199 amino acids. The transcript is spliced from 14 exons. Gene Ontology annotation, cellular component: nuclear RNA-directed RNA polymerase complex. Lineage: Eukaryota; Fungi; Basidiomycota; Agaricomycetes; Boletales; Serpulaceae. The record is from RefSeq and is a predicted model, not a curated record. Gene Ontology annotation, molecular function: RNA-directed RNA polymerase activity.